ACGGGCCCGUUAAACAUAAAAUCGCCCCCACGAACUUUCUCUUCUCACUCUCCCUUCACAUCAUAUUUUCGCACCUCUCUGGCUAAACCCUACUUCUCGUAGGUGGUGCAAUUGUUCGUUUCCAGCAUUGGAUUUUUGUACCUAUAAUUCUUUCAAUUCAAUUAGUUUUGAAAUCGCCUCAAUAUAUGUUGCGAAUUGCACGGUGAUGGCUUCCGCGGCGAAUUUCAAGCCCGCCGAUUACACGAGCUUGUGCUCCAUAUUUGUAAGCGAGACGGUGAACGGGUCUCACCGAUUCACCGUACAGGGUUACUCUUUGGCUAAAGGGAUGGGCGUGGGGAAGUACAUAAUGAGCGACACUUUCACGGUGGGUGGGUACGAAUGGGCGAUUUACUUCUACCCCGACGGUAAAAAUCCAGAGGAUAACUCUAUGUACGUGUCGGUUUUCAUUGCGCUGGCGAGCGACGGCGUGGACGUGAGGGCGUUGUUCGAGCUGUCGAUGCUGGACCAGAGCGGAAACGGAAACAACAAGGUGCACAGCCACUUCCUACGCGCGCUGGAGAGCGGGCCGUACACGCUUAAAUACAGAGGCAGCAUGUGGGGAUACAAACGAUUUUUUAGAAGAAAUCUUUUAGAAGCUUCUGAUUAUUUAAAGGAUGAUUGCCUUGUCAUGUACUGCAAGGUUGGAGUUGUCAGAAAUCAUCUUGAGUGCCCAAAAUUUCGUACCAUUUCUGUACCACCAUCGGAUAUGGGUCGAGGUUUUAAAGACUUGCUAGUAUCUAAAGUCGGUUGCGAUGUAGUUUUUCAGGUCGGCAAUGAAAUGUUCAAAGCUCAUAAGUUGAUACUUGCUGCUCGUUCUCCUGUAUUUAGAGCUCAGUUUUUUGGACUUGUUGGGAAUCCUAACAUAGAUAAACUAGUCAUAAAGGACAUUGAUGCCUUCAUCUUCAAGGCGAUGCUUCUCUUUAUCUACACAGACAAACUUCCCGAUGUAGAUGAAGUUGAGAGCACGACAACUAUUUGCUCGUCCACUGUCAUGGUGCAGCAUCUGUUGGCUGCUGCUGACCUAUAUAAUCUGGAUCGACUGAAAUUAUUAUGUGAAUCAGAACUGUGUAAAGCAAUUAAUAUCGACACAGUGGCAACAAUACUUGCCCUAGCCGAGCAACACCACUGUCCACAGCUUAAGGCCAUCUGUUUAAAGUUCACAGCCAAUCCAGAAAACUUGGGAGCGGUAAUGAAGUCUGAAGCAUUCAGGCACUUGGAGGAGAGCUGCCCGACGUUGUUGUCAGAGCUGCUGGCAACAUUUGCAUUGAUGGACGAUAAUUCAAAUUCUCUAUCAAAUCGGAAGAGGAGUAGCAGCAGCACGUUCGGGAUGGAUCUAGCAGCAGAUGGGGGAGCUGAAGCAGAAUCGGCUAAUCCUAAUGGCCGGCGCCUAAGGAGGCGAUUAUAGUCUGUAGUUACAUGUAGGUGCCUUUAGAAACAGUAAGCCUGAAAGUUGUCCCAUAAAGAGAAUCCUAGUUAUGCAUAACGUUCCAGUCAUUCAUCGUGUUCCAUUUAGUUAGUCAGCCCCUAUACAAAGUUCAUGCGUUCUUUCCAAAGUUUGAAAUCUCUCUCUAGCCACCACUUUUAUCAAGUAAAUUAGUUUGGGUGCAUUUGAACAUUUCCCGCAAA
Messenger RNA from Carya illinoinensis, 1665 nucleotides. Its product is annotated as BTB/POZ and MATH domain-containing protein 3-like. Bases 206 to 1444 code for a protein of 412 amino acids. Lineage: Eukaryota; Viridiplantae; Streptophyta; Magnoliopsida; Fagales; Juglandaceae. The record is from RefSeq and is a predicted model, not a curated record. The transcript has 4 exons. Gene Ontology annotation, molecular function: protein binding. Gene Ontology annotation, biological process: protein ubiquitination.